CCGAAGCCGGGACACCGGCUGCCGUCCGUCGGGUGCGGAGGAGGGGGGGGAGCGGAGAGCAGCCGGGAUGCUGGGAGCGCUACGGGCCGCCCUGGCGCUGGGGCUGCUGGCGGCCGCGCAACCCGGACCGGCCGCUCGCCAGCGACGGGAGGCGGAGCUGUUCCUGGAGAAAUACGGCUACUUCGGCGAGCCGGGGCCCGGCACACACAGCCCCGCAGAGUUCACGGAGGCAGUGAGGGACUUCCAGCGGGUGACCCACCUCCCGCUCAGCGGGGUCCUGGAUGCCCCCACGCUCCAUCAGAUGGCUCUGCCGCGGUGCGGCACGGGCGAUGGGGAAAGCCGCGCAGCCUGGGCACGCCGGGCAUCUGCCGCCCGGCGCCGCAGGCGUACCACGCAGCACGGCGGGAGGUGGUACAAGCGGCACCUGACCUACCGGGUGGUGAACUGGCCCUCCUACCUGCCACAGCACGAGGUGCGCCUGGCCGUGAAAGCCGCCUUCGAGCUCUGGAGCAACGUGUCCUCGCUGGUGUUUUGGGAGGCACGGGAUGGCCCGGCUGACAUCCGCCUGACCUUCUUCCAUGGAGACCACAACGAUGGACUCAACAAUGCCUUCGAUGGACCAGGAGGUGCCCUGGCUCACGCCUUCUUCCCCCGGCGCGGAGAAGCCCACUUCGACAGCGCUGAGCGCUGGUCCCUGCACAGCGGCAAAGGGCGCAACCUCUUCAUCGUGGUGGCACACGAGGUCGGCCACACGCUGGGGCUGGAGCACUCCCCCGUCAAGAGCGCCCUGAUGUCUCCCUACUACAAGAAGCUCAGCAAGGAUUUUGUCCUCAGCUGGGAUGACAUCUUGGCUGUCCAGAACUUGUACGGGAAGCCCUCCAAAGGCUUGGCCGUCCAGCUCCCGGGAAAGGUCUUCACUCACUUCCAGGACUGGAACACGGACCUUUACGACGGGGACCGGCAGCAAAGGAGCCUCAGCGCCUAUUACUGCCACUCCUUCUUCGACGCCAUAACUGCUGAUGGGGAUCACAACCUCUACAUCUUCAAGGGCAGCCACUACUGGGUGGUGCCGACGAGCGGCAACGCCAGCGACCCACGGCCCCUGCAGACGCGCUGGCCCGGCCUCCCCGCUGGCAUCGACGCCUGCGCCUGGUCCCAGCUCAGUGGCAAGUUUUACUUCUUCAAAGGUGGCCGAUGCUGGUGCUACACGGGCUCCACCUUGGCGGCAGGUUUCCCCCAGAAAUGCAGCGCCCGCGGCCUCCCACGGCACCCCGACACCGCGCUCUACUUCCAGCAGCUCCGGCGCCUGGUCCUCUUCAAAGGACCCAAGUACUUCGUGGUGAGCGAGGAGACCCUCGGCGUGGAGCCCUACUACCCCCGCAGCCUGCGGGACUGGGAGGGCUUGCCCCCUGGCACGGCGGGUGCCCUCACCCACCGCGACGGCUUCAUCUACUUCUUUCGGGAUGACCAGUACUGGCAAUUCGACCGGGCGAAGCUGCAAGUGGUGGCCACCGGCAAAUGGGCCACCCAGCUACCCUGGAUGGACUGCUGGGAUGCAAACGGUGGGCAGGUCCUCUUCUGAGCGGAGCGUACUGGGAUGAAAUGGGGGGCUGAACCCCAACUCGCUCACCGCUGCCUGGAUCCCUCUUUAUUUGACUCUGGAUCCCGGUCUGAGGACGGUUCGGCCGGGACUGGCAGGCCGAGGCUGCCUGCGGAUGGCUGGAGCCACGGGCCGGUGGAGCGAUGCCCUGGUGCAGUAGGGAUGCAGCCGUCAGCCCCGGCCAGGUGGGCUGGAGGCUUUGGGAGACAAUAUUUUUUAAAAAAGACCACAAAAAGACGUCUAAGCCAUGGAGACUGCAAACACACCCGUUUCUGUUAACGUUCAGGAUAUCGUUAUGCAUUUUUUUUUUCAAACCGGGACUGGGGUUUGUUGAUACUUCAGCUGUCGUUUUCCUGCGAUCAGGCAGAGGAGUGCCUCACCGUUGCUUGGUUUGGGGCUUGGGUGGUUUUAAAUAAGAGACUGAGAAUGUUUCCUGGUUAAAACAAAAAGAAAAGAGACAUUUGGACAAAAAUACGGUUCCGUGUUGAACUUUGCCCCCGCUGUGUGCACAAAGCCCCCCCUCCUGCCUUCUCCCCUCUCUUGCCCCAGGGAUGGAGGGUCGGCAGCUGGAGGAGGUGACCCAUCCCCUGUGGGUGCUUCGGCACCAGCCGGAGACACCAACACCGUGGGAUUUUUUGGGGAGAAAGCAGAGGGUUUUGGUGUAGGGAGCCUCUUUGGAGUGAAGGAAGAGGGGGAGGUAGAGCUGAGCUGCUGACCGUGUCGCCGUGCAGCUCGCAGGAGCAUUGCAGCUUGGCUUUCUGAUGGGGUUGGGAUGGCUGGUUGGGUUCUCCAGUGUCUAAUAAGGGUUGUGUUCACCUGGCAGCCUUUCUUGUGUGCAGAGAAAGUGUCUGUCCUCUGCUCCAUCUCUCUGCAAGAGACGGGAUCAACAUAUUUUUGAGUCCUGUGCCCCUCUGCCGCAGUUGGAUGAACUGGAUUGAAAAAUUACUGGGGGAGGAGAGGAAGAGGAGAGGGUGAGCAGGACAGACAGACAUGUCCAUGCAUGCAGGCUCACAAGGACAGCUCGGCUGCAUAUUCCUCAUUCCUUUCCCAAAGCAGGGCUCCCCACCUGGAAACGCCGCUGGCUCCUGUGCCCCGAGUCACCGGUCACGUCUACAAAGGGCCAUCGUCUCCCACAGCCGGUGGGGGAGCGUCGGGUCCCUGAGGCUUGAAUGCAGUGGCAGAAAAUGCCAGCCGUGGGUGCUGACCAGGACAGGGCUCAGCUUUCUUCAAAUAUCCUUUGAGUUGAGAGAUUUGGGGAUUUUCAUCAUGCUGGGGUUCUACACGAGUGGGCUGCUGCUUCGCUGAUGGUUCUGCCAGGACUCGGAUCCCGGCGCUGGGUGCCUUUCUUCGCGUUGGUGGUUUCGGCACCGGGCUGCGGCCGGUCCUGCCGUGCCGGGAUGCCGUGUCGGGGUGCCGUGUCGGGAUCCCCUCCCGAUGCCAGCAGCUUUUCUUCAGCGUAGCGUCCUCUGUUCACCCUCGCCCAUCCUAGACCUUCCCUACAGAGAAGGCAGGAGCGGGGCUGGCCCCAGGCAGGGUGCCAGGGCUGGUACUUCCCGAGGGCUUUUGGUGCUGCCAGAUACCAGCUGAGACGUGGAUUUGGCAGGACGGAGAGCUAACACAAGCCGUUCUGUCCGUUCUCUGUGAUAUUUGUGAGUGAGCCCUUCCUGUGCAGACACGGACACUGGGACUUCAUCUGCUCAGGGCUUAAAAUCUCAGGGGACUUUCAGUGUUGCCAAAGAGAUGGGGCUGCAUCAUUCUUAUUUUGAAUUGAAUGAUAAUAAGGCAACAUCGCUUGCAGGGAGUCCCAAGGGCUUGGAGACCUGAUGGCAAAUAAAACGAACCUCUGG
This is a messenger RNA of Aquila chrysaetos chrysaetos, 3447 nucleotides long. RefSeq names its product matrix metallopeptidase 28 (gene MMP28). The transcript is spliced from 8 exons. The coding region runs from base 68 to 1582 and encodes 504 amino acids. Gene Ontology annotation, cellular component: extracellular matrix. Gene Ontology annotation, biological process: proteolysis; collagen catabolic process; extracellular matrix organization. Gene Ontology annotation, molecular function: metalloendopeptidase activity; zinc ion binding. The record is from RefSeq and is a predicted model, not a curated record. Lineage: Eukaryota; Metazoa; Chordata; Aves; Accipitriformes; Accipitridae.